GUGUUCUACCUUUAUCUUACCGACCGAGAUCUGAUGAUGGUUCUACCGGGUGUCGUGUUAAAUAAUGACGCUACUAGUUAGCUUGUUGUACAAUUGCCACAUGUUAUUUCAUUCAGUUCAUGUUUGAAUGGUGAAUUGUUUUUUAAGCAGACAAAAAAAGGUUAAGGAUAAAAAAUCAAAUAUGAAAUUAAAAACUAAAUCAAGGAAAGAGAAAAUUUUGUGCGAAAACAAAGAUAAUGAUAAUGAAAGAAAUAUAAUCGACGUUUCUGCAUGGAGUGCACUUGGUACACCAAAGGAAAUAAUAAAAGCUUUAUCUGAUGAAAAGUUUUAUACUCCAACAACAAUACAAUCUUUAACAUUGCCACCAGCAAUAUUUGGAAGAAGAGAUAUUCUUGGAGCUGCUGAAACUGGCAGUGGGAAAACUUUAGCAUUUGGUAUUCCUAUUUUAAAUGGUAUAUUAGAAUUGAAGAAGAAACAUUUAAAAAGAAAACAAGAUGAUCGAUUAGAAAAUGAAAGCAAUGAGGAAGAAUUGGAAUAUUCCAAUGAUGAAGAUUCCAAUGGGAGUGAAAGUUCUGAUGAAAGCGAGGAAGAAAGUGAGGAAGAAAUAGAAGAAAAUUUUGAUAAUGUCGAUGGGAUUGGAUGUGUACGUGUGAUACAUAAUGUAAAAAUGGAGGAAGAAAAAACGAAUUCUUUGCAAAAACCACUUUAUGCAUUGAUAUUAACACCAACAAGAGAAUUAGCUAUUCAAGUAAAAGAUCAUCUUGUUAAAGCAGCCAAAUAUACUGAUAUAAAAAUAGCAGUCGUAGUAGGUGGCAUGGCUGCUGUUAAACAAGAAAGACUUUUAAGUAAAGGUCCUGAAAUAGUAAUUGCAACUCCAGGAAGAUUAUGGGAAUUGAUUCAGCUUGGUAAUGAACACCUAAAUCAAUUGAGUUCUAUUAAAUACUUGGCUAUCGAUGAAACUGAUAGAAUGUUAGAGAAAGGACAUUUUCAAGAAUUGCAGGAUAUAAUUGAAAGAAUUAAUGGUAAUGAAAAGAAAGCGCAGAAAAGAAAAACUUAUGUAUUUUCUGCUACCUUAACUUUGGUUCAUGAUAUUCCUGAUUAUUUACAAAGGAAAAAGAAUAGAUCUGGGAAAAGUAAAAUAUUCAAGCUUACCUCUGGUCAGAAAUUACAAAAGAUUAUAGAUAUGUUAAAUAUAAAAAAUCCCAAAAUAGUUGACAUCACAAGAGAAACUGGUACUGCUACGAAUUUGACGGAAUCUAGAAUUGCAUGUACACUAGAUCACAAAGAUUAUUACCUUUAUUAUUUUUUAAAAAGACACACUGGAAGAACUUUAGUAUUUUGUAACAGUAUCGGUUGUGUCAAACGUUUGGCUACACUUUUUAAUAUAUUAGAAUGUAAUCCUUUACCUUUACAUGCCAACAUGCAACAAAGGCAACGUUUAAAAAAUCUUGAAAGAUUCCAGGAUGAUGAGAAUGGAUUAUUAAUAGCAACAGAUGUAGCUGCGAGAGGAUUAGAUAUUCCUAAUAUUGAACAUGUAAUACAUUACCAAGUUCCUAGGACAUCUGAGAGUUAUGUGCAUAGAAGUGGUAGAACUGCGCGAGCUGAAAAAGAAGGAAUAACAGUUCUUAUGAUGGAACCAUCAGAAAAACAGAAUUAUAGCAAAUUGUGCCAAACUCUAGGUCGAACCGAAGAUAUACCUACAUUUCCAGUGAUAGAUAGACUGUUAAUGGCUGUAAAAGAAAGAAUCGAUAUUGCUAGGGAAAUAGAUAGUUUAGAAUUAAAAUGUAAAAGAAAUAACGUGCACAAAGGUUGGCUGCAAAAAGCAGUAGAAGAUAUGGAUAUUAUUUUAGACGAAGAUCAACUUGAAACAACGAUGGAAACCAAGGAAAUGGCAGAUCUGCGACGUUCGUUAAAAGCAAGAAGAAAUAAAUUAACGUCUCUCUUAUCAAAGCCAUUAUUUCCGAAAGGAUUUUCUGGAAGAUAUCCUGACAGUAACAUUAAUUACAAUUUAGAUCAUGGCAAUUCAAAAGCAGUCGACGUAAUGAAAAAAGUUAUGGAAGAUAAUCCGAAGAAACGAAAAAAUGUGGUCGAUUCUUUGAAAAGGAAAAGACCGAUAAAGAAAAGAAAAAUAUAGGAUUACAAAUACAUACGAUUUGUACGAAGAUUAAUAAGAGAGAAAAAAGAAAAAUAAAAAAAAAAAAAAAUAAUAAAAAGAGGAACGUCGAAAA
This is a messenger RNA of Polistes canadensis, 2228 nucleotides long. Its product is annotated as ATP-dependent RNA helicase DDX24. The coding region runs from base 128 to 2134 and encodes 668 amino acids. Gene Ontology annotation, cellular component: nucleolus. The record is from RefSeq and is a predicted model, not a curated record. Gene Ontology annotation, molecular function: ATP binding; RNA helicase activity; nucleic acid binding. NCBI's taxonomy places the organism in Eukaryota, Metazoa, Arthropoda, Insecta, Hymenoptera, Vespidae. The transcript is spliced from 9 exons.